Molecule: messenger RNA, 4738 nt
Organism: Amblyraja radiata (thorny skate)
Lineage: Eukaryota; Metazoa; Chordata; Chondrichthyes; Rajiformes; Rajidae
Gene: pik3cd
Product: phosphatidylinositol-4,5-bisphosphate 3-kinase, catalytic subunit delta
Exons: 25
Coding region: 443-3577 (1044 amino acids)
Biological process (GO): phosphatidylinositol-mediated signaling; cell migration; phosphatidylinositol-3-phosphate biosynthetic process
Cellular component (GO): plasma membrane; cytoplasm; phosphatidylinositol 3-kinase complex
Molecular function (GO): 1-phosphatidylinositol-4-phosphate 3-kinase activity; 1-phosphatidylinositol-3-kinase activity
Source: RefSeq, a predicted model, not a curated record
CUGGGAUGGAGUAUUGAUUAUAUCAGAUACUGGGUGAUUAUUGAUGAGGCCAGAGGCCGUGCGAGAGUAUUGAUUAUAUCAGAGACUGGGUGAGAAGCGAUGAAUAUAUCAGACAUAGGGGGGGGGGGAGGAUAUUGACAAAGGGUGAGCUGCAUUGAUGAUGAGACACUGGGUGAGAUGCAAUGACUCUCUCAGACACAGGGGUUGAGCACAAUUCCUGCUAGAAUCCGGCAUGGAUUUGGCCCGGACGUUGAAGUGACUGAAUCAUCGCCCAUCCAGUUCGCGGUUCUAUCAACCUUGUGAACAAGUCUCAGAAACGUCCAGCUCAAGCAUGAGGCUGUGCUAGCUGGAAGUCAGAUGGGUAGCAAUGGAAUUAUGGAUUCUACAAUCCAGGUUGUCUUCUGAUACAAAAAGGGGCGACCGGAGGUGAGACGUGGGCACGAUGCCCCCAGGAAUACAUUACCACCAGGACUUCUGGAGUGAGGACGAGAAUCGGGAAGUGGAGGUUGAAUUUCUGCUUCCCACCGGCAUUUACUUGAACUUCUGCGUGCCGAGUAGUUCUUCAAUCAAGGUCAUCAAAGCGUUGCUAUGGCAGCAGGCUCAGCAGCAGCCUCUGUUCCACACACUCAGUGAACCAGAGGCCUAUGUGUUCACGUGCGUCAACCACACAGCGGAGCAGGAGGAGCUGGAGGAUGAGUGUCGGAGACUGUGUGACGUGCGGCCAUUCCUCCCUAUCCUCAAGCUGGUGGCCCGCGAGGGUGACCGGGCCGAGAAGCACGUCAACUCCCAGAUCAGCCUCCUCAUUGGCAAAGGCCUGCAUGAGUUUGACAGCGUUCCCGACUCGGAGGUGAACGAGUUCCGCGGGAGCAUCCGUCAGUUCUGUGAGGAGAGGGCAGCGGAGAGGCAGCGCAGGUCAUGGCUGGACUGGAUGGAGUACAACUUCCCCAGGGAGCUGGAGCCCACCUCUGAAGCAAUGAACAACUGCUUCCCCCUGAAGCUGAAUGGCCGCAACAUCGUCAUCAAUGUCAAGUUCCAGUACACUGAAGAGAGUUUCAGCUUCCAAAUCUCCUCGCAAGCCCCCCCUGCUCACCUGAUGAAGUUGGUGGUGAAGAAAAAAGCUACCGUGUUUCGGCAUAAAGCGGUUGAAGACGCGGACAAUUACACCCUGCAGGUCAACGGGACAGAAGAAUAUAUCUACGGCAAAUACCCCCUCGGCCGAUUCAAGUACAUCUUUACGUGUUUGUCCAAUAACCAAAUGCCACACUUGACAAUGGUCCAUAAUUCCACGAUAAAGUCCUACCAAGAGCAACAGUCCAACGGCAUUGGGCAACUCACAAAGAGCCGGACACAUUCCAAGCCACCACCGCUUCCCGUUAAAAAGCAGUCGAGUGUGACUCUCUGGGACCUGGAUAAGCCGUUUACAAUCGGCAUACAAUCGGGGAGCAAGGUGAACGCGGACGAAGGCAUGAAGCUGGUUGUCCAAGCUGGCUUGUUUCAUGGGAGUGAGAUGCUCUGCAAAAUGGUUUCCAGCCAAGAGGUCAACGUGAGCUCCGAGCCUGUGUGGAAUCAGGACCUGGAGUUUGACAUCAACUGCUGCGACCUUCCGAGGAUGUCGCGCCUCUGUUUUGCGCUGUACGCGGUGAUUGAAAAGGCCAAAAAAGCUCGGUCGACAAAGAAGAAAUCUAAAAAAGCCGAUUGCCCGAUAGCAUGGGUGAACACCAUGGUGUUUGAUUACAAGGACCAGCUGAAGACGGGCGGAGUUUGGUUACACACGUGGCCGUCGGUGCCCGAUGACAAAGGCGAGCUGCUGAACCCGAUGGGCACGGUGCAGGGCAACCCCAACACCGACGGCACCGCCGCCCUGUACAUCCACUUCCAGACUGUCGUCAACCACCCCAUCUACUACCCCUCCAUUGAAAGGAUUCUCGAACUGGGUCGGCAUGGAGAACGAGUCAAAGCAACCCAGUCAGAGCACUACCAGCUGAAGGAGAUCAUGGAACGUAAGGUAUGCACGGAGUUCUUCGAAGAUGAGAAAGAUCUCGUGUGGAAGCUGAGGUACGAGGUCCGUGACCAUUUCCACGAGGCGCUUGGAAAGCUGCUGUCAGUGGCCAAGUGGAACAAGCAUGAAGAUGUUGCUCAGGUGAUUUACCUCCUGCAGUCGUGGAAAGAGCUGCCGGCACUGAACGCCCUGGAGCUCCUGGACUACACCUUCCCCAGCCGUUACGUCCGCUCGCUGGCGAUAGAAUGCCUGAGGAAGCUGAGUGAUGAAGAACUCUUCCAGUAUCUCCUGCAACUGGUUCAAGUGUUGAAGUACGAACCCUACCUGAAUGCCGACCUAACUAAGUUCUUGUUGGAGAGAGCUUUGACCAACAAAAAAAUUGGGCACUUCUUGUUCUGGCACCUCAGGUCAGAGGUGCACCUCCCCGCAGUGUCACUGCGAUUUGGAUUAAUCCUGGAGGCGUACUGCCGAGGAACCAACUACCACAUGAAGUCCCUGUUGAAGCAGUGCGAAGCGUUAAAGAAAAUGAAAGCCCUGAACGACUUUGUGAAGUCCAGCUCCCAGAAGACGACCAAAGUAAAAACGAAGGAAGCCUUGCACAUGUACAUGAAGCAGGAGACGUGCAUGGAGUCUCUCUCCAACUUCUACUCUCCUCUAAUUCCCAGCAACUUCCUCAUGGAACUCUGGGUGGAGAAAUGCAAGUUUAUGGACUCCAAGAUGAAGCCUCUGUGGAUUGUUCACAAGAAUCCAGACGGAAGUCAAAUUGGUAUCAUUUUCAAGAAUGGAGAUGAUCUUCGCCAGGACAUGUUGGUAAUACAGAUGAUUCAGCUGAUGGAUGUUCUGUGGAAGAAACAGGGUCUGGACUACCGGAUGAUUCCUUACGGCUGUCUGUCGACGGGGGAUAAAACGGGAGUGAUCGAGGUGGUCCCACAAUCGGAGACUAUCGCCAAUAUCCAGCUCAAUAAAAGCAACAUGGCGGCCACCGCAGCUUUCAACAAAGAUGCUCUCCUGAACUGGCUGAAGUCAAAGAACCCAGGGGAAGCGCUGGAACGAGCCAUCGAGGAGUUCACCCUCUCGUGCGCCGGCUACUGCGUGGCCACGUACGUGCUGGGAAUCGGGGACCGACACAGCGACAACAUCAUGAUCAAGGAGAACGGACAGCUCUUCCACAUUGAUUUCGGACACUUCCUGGGAAACUUUAAGAGCAAGUUUGGCAUCAACAGGGAGCGGGUCCCUUUCAUUUUAACCCAUGACUUUGUCCACGUGAUCCAGCAAGGAAAGACCAACAACAGCGAGAAGUUUGAAAGAUUCCGGAAGCAUUGUGAACAGGCCUACAUGAUUCUGCGACGGCACUGCCCUCUCUUCAUUAAUCUCUUUGCACUGAUGCAGGCAGCCGGCCUUCCUGAGCUCAGCUGCUCCAAGGACAUCCAAUAUCUCAAGGAUUCUCUGGCUCUGGGCAAGACAGAGGACGAGGCCAUGAGACAAUUCAAGAUGAAGUUUGACGAGGCUCUGCGAGAGAGCUGGAAGACCAAAGUGAACUGGAUGGCCCACAAUGUGGCCAAGGACAACCGCUCCUAGCCCCAUGACCGGCUCUGCCUCGGCCCAACGCACGGGAGCAGAGCUCCGCCAGGCACCGUGACCGCUAGCAUCCGGCCGGGACAGAACUAGUCGGCCAGCGACCGGCAGAUACACAGACGCCUGCAGAAUGCAAAACUUUUUCCCAAUGUUUUUGACGAACUUUGAUAGAUGUUUACAAAGUGACUGCGGCUGCCCAAUUCUGAGGUCUUGGGUACAGAGCUGGCACUGAAAACCCAGCCCCCCAGCGGUACCCACCCCCCAGCGGUACCCACCCCCAGCGGUACCCACCCCCCAGCGGUACCCACCUAUUGUAUCAGACUUUUCCCUCAAUGCCCGAGUGGAGCCAGUGCUGCCAGGGAUAGGCCACGUGGACAACCCUUGGAUGAACACAAAGCAACUCACCAAGGUCUGGUAACAUCUCUGGAGAGAGAAAGCCCUGGCGAUGACUCCCGCUCUCCUCCAGUUUCCCCACUUUAAAGAGAAGGUUUUCUUGACGGUGGCGGUCAAAGAUAUCCAGAGUCCAGUCAGACGGAGCGUUGGUGUCUUCCAGAGCUGUGCGCGGGGCUUUACCCAGGCUCCGUCCGAAGGUGCGGCCGUCUGCUUCCGUGAAGCAACUCAGCCGGGACUAGACUCGCCUUCACUCCUCGUCAAAGCUUGUGGCCAAACAUCAGCCAGUCUCACCCCCCCGGGCUCCUCGAACGAUCGAUCCCCAGUGGAUGCCAGCACCCUGACCUGCCUGGGUCAACAGGCAGGGGGACCGGUGGCGUAGACCGAGACAUAUUGCCAAGACAAGCCUCCCUCCAGUACUCCUAUCCCAAGAGACAGUUUCAUUGUGGAAGGAGGAACAUGUGUUUUGGUUUACGCCUGGUUGAAGAUGGAUGGUUUUGAGUUGUGGGAGGGGAAGGACUACUGGUUGCUGCGGAUGCACAAGGAGAGGUGAAGAUGAAUGGUUUAGGGUACUGAACAAAUUAAACAAGCGUUGUUGCUGAGAGGUACAACGUGGUCAACACCCUUGUGGAGAAGGUUGCCCAAGAUCCCCCACCCCAUCCAUGCAAAGAGGACGAGGUUGUACUGAAUCUUGUGGCGCAGCGGGCAGAGUUGCUGUCUCGCGGCGCCAGAGACCCGGGUUCGAUCCUGACCUGGGCCUCUGUCCGUGAGGGU